Molecule: messenger RNA, 2334 nt
Organism: Fonsecaea multimorphosa CBS 102226
Lineage: Eukaryota; Fungi; Ascomycota; Eurotiomycetes; Chaetothyriales; Herpotrichiellaceae
Exons: 1
Coding region: 1-2334 (777 amino acids)
Source: RefSeq, a predicted model, not a curated record
AUGGUUCUCAGCAAACUCGCUCAGCUUCCGGCUCUUCCUUCCAUGCGACUCAACACCGUUCACGCCCAAACCCGCUCCAAGGAGCUUGCUUCUGCUUCUGUGACCGACUCGGCGACGCCCAGUCCGACCCAGUCAACCCAAGACACCAGCACUUCUGCCGGGGGUACCACGUCGGUGAGCGACCCCGAUGAUUACGCUGACACUCUGGCCACCAACCCCGUGUCAUCAGCAACCAUGAGGUCCAAACGCACCACCACCACCACCAACCCCUCCACUUCUACCAUUCGCCGCAAUUCAGACAAGGCCGGCAGUUUUCAUGACCGACGAGCUUCCAGCCGCGUGCGCAAACCGACCGCCAAAGCCCAAGGCCUGAGUGGCAUCAGAAAGCCCUCGCCGCCGCUUUUGGAUACGAUUGUAAUCGAAAGGUCGUCACCCAAGCCUGGGCCCUCUUUCAGCAAGGAGCCAUCGACAACUGCUCCCCUGCCCAAAGACACAUCUGAGGAAGCUCACCCGGACCCCAAGGUGGCGCAACCUACGCCAACAGCAAAUUCCGACAUAACCAAAACGCCGUCUCCCACCCAGGUGGCUGGACAAGAGGCACCAGUCGCUGUUGCCGAGACGCCUUCUCGCCGAACCUCGCAGCGGGAACGAAAACCCACCGCAAAGUUAUUAUCAGAAUCUUCGACAUCUCAGAAGCGUCCCGCCACCGACGAUGCUCCGGACGCUCCUCCCCGCAAAUCUGCAAGACUCUCCUCCUCGGCUGCCAGAGUCCCAUCAAAGCUCCGAUACUCUAUCUCCGCCGAGAAUAGUGAAAUAGAUGAUGUUGCUGAGGUUGAAAAGGCUCCCCCGCCUGAAAUUCCGUCACCACAGAAAUCCAAGAUUGUGGUCUUGAAGUCCAAGCGACUAGCCGAAGUGUUUGGCCCUCCGCCAAAGCCAAAGCCGGGUAGCAGCUCUUACCCAUCCAGAAAUAAAAGAAAAUCGAAACGGAGAGUCCAACGCAUCCCUGUCAGUGCUGAGAGCGCCAUUGCAAAGCCUGAUCCCAGGCCUGUUGAAAUACCCGGCUCAUGCAAUCUGUUUUGCCUUUCUCCGUCGUCGCGGCUCCUUGCAUUUGCAGAAAUUGCCUAUCAAAUGCCAGAUGAGGAGGACGAAAAUGAAGAAACCGUCCCCGGAAGCGUGUAUGAUUGGCGUAUGUACACGCAGGUCUGGUGCCGGUGUGACAAAGACGAGCAGACUAAGUCUGACCGCACUGAUUCAGUCGAGCUUGCACGAGCAUUGAUGCCGAACCCUGUUCAAGGCACAAGCUACGAUCCAAUCGAUCUGACUUCGAACAAAACUCCCGAAGUUGAAUUGUUGUCUACGCCUGUCAACACUAUCCUCCGUGCAACUGAUGCUGAAAGACUCUCACAGCUGUACACUGAACCUCCAAGCUACAGUGCUGACCAGACACCAAAUGGUACUACUCUCGCACCGAAUGACAUGAGGACCCGGGAUGGAUUUGUGGCCGGUGCCUCCUAUCGACCUUCUGAGUUCUAUACACCGGUAUAUGAAGCCCCGAGUCCCAACGGGGUGUACUCGGCACCGCACUCCGCAGCAUCGAGACGGACAUAUGAGCAGCGCCUCAUAGACGACCACAACGCCCUGACCGACAUCCGCAAGAGGGCAGCUGCCCGCGGAAUAGCGUGGACUUUUAACAUGACGUUCGACGAUAUUCACGGCUUGAUCAUGGAAGCGGAAGACCGAGAACAACAACUCCACCAACAAGCACAGUAUCGCCAGCAGGUAAUGAGUCCGCCACAGAAUGUAAUUGAUCGUGCAUACGGAUACCCCGGAUCACACCCUUCGCCCAGCGGAUUUGGGGUGCUCUUGCCUCCUCGAGUGACACACCAGGCACGGAGAGCUGGAAGUGGGCAGAAGAGGCGCAAGGCCAGUUUUGCGCCUCCCUCCUCAGUCAACGGAGCGGCCGAGACAGCUCAAGAACGCCACGUGUCGAAUGCUACGCCCAGCAAUGUUAGCUUUGUCGAAGACAGCACCCCACCGAGGUCUUCUAGACGUCGACCUUCAUCAUCAAGUCGACCCAAGAGCUCACGGUUUAGAGUGGAUCCGAGGGGUUUGCGAGGAGAAUCUCCCGGACCAGGAACGAUCAUCAACAUGAACGACAAACGUCUGAAUGACGAAAUGAGGAGGGAAGCAGAAGGACUUGAACAAAUUGGAAUCGCGAUGAGAGAGUUUGAAGAAUACCAGAAGCGCCAGGAAGAAGAGGUACAGGAGCGAUGGCGGCAGAGCGAACAGCGAGAGAGUCGAAGAUUGAACGGGCGUGGACACGGGCAGCCAUGA